Numida meleagris (helmeted guineafowl) is the source of this 6045-nucleotide messenger RNA. RefSeq names its product trinucleotide repeat containing 6B (gene TNRC6B). Gene Ontology annotation, biological process: positive regulation of nuclear-transcribed mRNA poly(A) tail shortening; miRNA-mediated post-transcriptional gene silencing. Lineage: Eukaryota; Metazoa; Chordata; Aves; Galliformes; Numididae. The record is from RefSeq and is a predicted model, not a curated record. The coding region runs from base 220 to 5628 and encodes 1802 amino acids. The transcript has 22 exons. Gene Ontology annotation, molecular function: nucleic acid binding. Gene Ontology annotation, cellular component: P-body; nucleoplasm.
UUCCUUUAGAGAGAGGGAGAGCGAGGGAGGGAGCGGGAGAGCGAGCGAGGGAGGGAGCUCACGCCAAAAUGGCCGACGGAGUCUCUGCUGGCUUCUGAACAUUUGAAAUCGAAAAAAAACAAACGCGAAAUCGUUUCGGGAUCUUUUUUUUUUUUUUUUUUCAUUUCCAUUUCUACCUUGUAUGCCUCAACUCGCUGGAUUUAAGCACUGCUGCACUUUAUGAGAGAGAAGGAGCAAGAAAGGGAAGAACAGUUAAUGGAAGACAAGAAAAGGAAGAAAGAGGAUAAGAAAAAGAAGGAAUCUGCUCAGAAGGUCACAGAUCAAAAAACCAAAGUGCCCGAAGUGACGAAACCAAGUUUAAGCCAACCAGUGGCUGCCAGCCCAAUUGGCAACUCUCCAUCGCCACCAGUCAAUGGUGGCAACAAUGCCAAAAGGGUGGCAGUGCCGAACGGACAACCGCCAAGCGCCGCCCGCUACAUGCCUCGGGAGGUGCCGCCGCGAUUCCGUUGCCAGCAGGACCACAAAGUGUUACUGAAACGUGGGCAGCCCCCUCCACCAUCCUGUAUGCUCCUUGGGGGUGGAGCAGGGCCUCCUCCCCCAACAGCACCAGGAGCAAACCCAAACAACGCACAACCAGUGACAGGAGCACUGCUGCAGAGCGACAGUGGGACUGCAACAGAUUCAACAAUUGGAGGUGCUGCUGCUUCAAAUUAUGCAAAUUCCACUUGGGGUCCUGGAGCCUCCUCCAACAGCGGCACCAACGCCAACCCAACUCACAUCUGGGACAAGGUGAUUGUAGACGGGUCUGACAUGGAAGAGUGGCCUUGUAUUGCCAGCAAAGAUGCUGAGUCUUCUUCCGAAAACACCACCGAUAACAACAGUGCCUCGAACCCUGGUUUGGAGAAGAACACUCUGCCAGGAAGCACCACUAGUAACAAAGGAAAAGGAAGCCAGUGCCAGUCUGGAAGCGCUGGAAAUGAAUGUAAUCUUGGGGCCUGGAAAUCUGAUCCCAAGGCUAAAUCUGUUCAAUCUUCCAACCCUGCUGCCGAGAGUAACAAUGGACUAAGUAAUUGGAGGAACUUGACUGGACAAGAUAGAAUUGGUUCUGGUUCUGGCUUCAGCAACUUUAACCCAAAUAGCAACCCAUCUGCUUGGCCAGCACUGGUCCAAGAGGGCAAUUCUAGGAAAGGGACUUUGGAAUCUGAUAGUGGUAGCUCCAAUGCACAGAUUAGCACAGUAGGUCAGACCUCUAGGGAACAGCAGUCAAAGAUGGAAAAUGCGGGUGUUAACUUUGUCUCUGGCAGAGAACAGGCUCAAAUUCAUAACACUGAUGGACCAAAAAACGGAAACACUAACUCCUUGAACUUAAGUUCACCAAACCCUAUGGAGAAUAAGGGAAUGCCCUUUGAAAUGGGCUUGGGGAACCCUUCCAGGAGCACUGACACCCCUUCACAAAGCACUGGAGAAAGAAAGACUGGGAGUGUUGGAUCUUGGGGUACAGCUAGGGGGUCUUCUGGAACUGACACAGUCUCUGGACAGAGCAAUUCUGGAAACCAUGGGAACAAUGGAAAGGAUAGGGAGGACUCCUGGAAAGGAGCGUCUGUUCAAAAACCUAAUGGGUCAAGAAGCGAUUCUUGGGAUAACAGUAACCGGUCUACGGGUGGUGGGUCUUGGAACUUUGGCCCUCAGCAUGCAAAUGAAAGCAAAUGGGGUGAAGGGAACAAAUUAACAUCUGGGGUCUCUCAGGGAGAAUGGAAACAGCUGUCUGGGUCUGAUGAACUGAAGAUUGGAGAAUGGAGUGGUCCAAACCAACCAAAUUCUAGCACUGGAGCAUGGGACAAUCAAAAAGGCCACCCUCUUCCUGAAAACCAAGGCAAUUCCCAGGCUCCCUGUUGGGGAAGAUCUUCCAGCUCUGCAGGAAGUGAGGUUGGAGGUCAAAGCACUGGAAGCAACCACAAAGCAGGAAGUAGUGACAGUCACAAUUCUGGACGCCGAUCAUAUAGGCCUACACAUCCUGAUUGCCAGGCAGUCUUGCAGACUUUACUGAGCAGGACUGAUUUGGACCCCCGAGUGCUUUCAAACACUGGCUGGGGCCAAACUCAAAUUAAGCAAGAUACCGUAUGGGAUAUUGAAGAGAUGCCACGGCCCGAGGGGAAGUCUGAUAAAGGAACUGAGGGGUGGGAGAGCUCUGCCACACAGACAAAGAACUCAGGGGGCUGGGGCGAUGUACCCAGCCAAAGCAAUCAAAUCAAGUCUGGAUGGGGUGAGCUCUCAACCCCAACGGAGUGGAAGGACCCCAAAAAUACUGGAGGAUGGAAUGACUAUAAGAACCCCAAUUCGUCUAAUUGGGGAGGGGGAAGACAAGAAGAGAAAUCAUCAUCUUCUUGGAAUGACAGCUCUAGUAAGGAUCAGGGGUGGGGUGGACGGCAGCCUAAUCAAGGAUGGUCUUCUGGAAAGAACGGUUGGGGAGAGGAAGUUGACCAAACAAAAAACAGCAACUGGGAAAGUGCGGGAAAUAAGCCAGCAUCUGGUUGGGGUGAAGGUGGGCAAAAUGAGAUUGGAACUUGGGGUAACGGUGCAAAUACAGGCUCUGCUUCAAAGGGUGGUUGGGAUGAUUGUAAAAGAAAUUCAACGUGGAACGAGACGGGUCGACAGCCCAACUCCUGGAACAAGCAGCAGCAGCAACAGCAGCAGCAACAGCAGCAGGAGACUUCUGGUUCCUGGGGUCCACCGCCACAAACUCCAAGUAAUGGGCGACCUCCAAACCCAAACUGGAACAGUGGACCACAGCCAGCUGCCCCCAAAGACGAGGAGCCUAGUGGCUGGGAAGAACCUUCUCCACAGUCAAUCAGUCGAAAAAUGGAUAUUGAUGAUGGCACUUCAGCUUGGGGAGAUCCUAGCAGUUAUAACUACAAGAAUGUGAACCUGUGGGACAAGAACUCACAAGGAGGACAGGCCCCACGGGAACAGAGCCUGCCUACUCCAAUGACUAGCAAAUCACAAGCAUCAGUCUGGAGCAAAAGCACUCCACCUGCUCCAGAUAAUGGUACGUCCGCCUGGGGUGAGCCAAAUGAAACCAGUCCCGGGUGGGGUGAAGUAGAUGAUACAGGAGCAUCGACAACAGGCUGGGGGAAUGCACCUUCCAACGCCCCGAAUGCCAUGAAAUCUAGUUCUAAAUCUAUGCAAGAUGGCUGGGGAGAGAGUGAUGGGCCAGUGACAGGCACACGUCAUUCCAGCUGGGAAGAGGAGGAGGAGGGAGGAGUCUGGAACACAGCAGGCUCUCAGGGAAGCAGUUCCUCCCACAACUCAACAAGCUGGGGGCAAGGAGGAAAGAAAACACAAAUGAAGUGCUCAUUAAAAGGAGGAAAUAGUGAUUCAUGGAUGAACCCUAUAUCCAAACAGUUUUCAAAUAUGGGCUUGCUAAGUCAAACUGAGGACAUUCCAGGCAAUAAGAUGGACUUGUCUGUAGGUGGUCUCCCAGAUAAGAAGUUUGAGGUAGAUAAACGAGCCAUGAAUCUCGGGGAUUUUAAUGACAUAAUGAGAAAGGAUCGAUCUGGGUUCCGUCCACCUAAUUCCAAAGACAUGGGAACCACAGACAGUGGGCCUUAUUUUGAGAAGGGUGGCAAUCAUGGUUUGUUUGGAAACAGCACAGCACAAUCGAGGGGCAUGCACACACCAGUGCAGCCACUAAAUCCUUCCCCCAAUAUCCGGGCGCAAGUGCCUCCCCAAUUUCUUUCUCCCCAGGUUUCGGCCUCCAUGCUCAAACAGUUCCCCAACAGUGGCUUGAAUCCAGGUCUUUUCAAUGUGGGGCCCCAGCUUUCUCCUCAACAGAUUGCCAUGCUGAGCCAGCUUCCGCAGAUUCCCCAGUUUCAAUUAGCGUGUCAGCUCCUCCUUCAGCAGCAGCAGCAGCAGCAGCAGCAGCUGUUACAGAGCCAGAGGAAGUUAUCUCAAGCUGUGCGACAACAGCAGGAGCAACAGAUUGCUCGUAUGGUGAGUGCCGCCCUGCAGCAGCAGCAGAGGCAGCCUGGCAUGAAGCAUUCACCAUCCCACCCUGUUGGGCCUAAGCCACAUAUAGACAGCAUGGUACCCAAUCCUUUGAAUGUGGGUCUUUCAGACUUACAGACCAAAGGACAAAUACCUGGAUACGGUUCAGGCUUUGGCUCAAGUGGCAUGGAUUAUGGCAUGGUGGGAGGGAAAGAAGCUGGAACAGAAUCCCGCUUUAAACAGUGGACUAUGAUGGAAGGGCUGCCCUCUGUGGCUUCACAAGAUGCCAAUAUGCACAAAAAUGGUGCAAUAGUGCCCCCUGGAAAGGCUCGCGGAGGAUCGCCCUACAACCAGUUUGACAUAAUUCAGGGCGACCCACUAGGUGGCCAUGCAGGCCCUGCUGGUGAUAGUUGGUUACCUGCCAAAUCUCCGCCGACAAACAAGAUCGGAAGCAAAUCCAGCAACGCCAGCUGGCCUCCAGAGUUCCAACCAGGAGUGCCAUGGAAAGGUAUACAAAACAUUGACCCUGAAUCUGACCCCUACGUGACCCCUGGAAGUGUGCUGGGGGGGACAGCCACAUCUCCCAUUGUAGAUACUGACCACCAACUUCUGCGGGACAACACCACAGGGUCUAAUUCUUCCCUCAACACCUCGCUGCCUUCACCUGGUGCCUGGCCCUACAGUGCCUCUGACAAUUCCUUCACCAACGUUCAUAGCACUUCAGCAAAAUUCAGUGAUUACAAAUCAACAUGGUCCCCAGAUCCCAUAGGACACAAUCCCACUCAUCUCUCCAACAAGAUGUGGAAAAACCAUAUUUCCUCAAGGAACACUACAGGGCUGCCUCGCCCGCCUCCUGGCCUGACCAACCCCAAACCAUCAUCUCCAUGGAACAGCACAGCACCCCGAUCGGUCAGGGGCUGGGGGGCACAGGACUCAAGGCUUGCCUCUGGUGAGAAGAAUCAUCUGAUAACGCCAUUGAUCAGACCUGAGGAGUGUGCCUUUUACAGCACUAAUGGUUUGGAGGAAAGAAAGUUGCAGCUGCCUGCAUCUACUUGGAGUGAUGGUAGCUCAGUUCGUCCUAGUUACUGGCUGGUUCUUCACAAUCUCACUCCACAGAUUGAUGGGUCAACCUUGAGGACGAUCUGCAUGCAGCAUGGCCCACUGCUGACAUUCCAUCUGAACCUGACCCAGGGCACCGCUCUCAUCCGAUACAACACCAAACAGGAGGCGGCCAAGGCCCAGACUGCACUGCACAUGUGUGUGUUGGGAAACACUACCAUCCUGGCUGAGUUCGCCACAGAUGAAGAGGUUAGUCGCUUUUUGGCACAAGCUCAGCCCCCUACACCUGCAGCAACCCCAAGUGCACCCACGGCAGGCUGGCAAUCCCUGGAGACGGGACAGAACCAGACAGAUCCAGUUGGACCUGCUUUGAAUCUCUUUGGUGGGUCAACAGGGCUUGGGCAGUGGAGCAGUGGUGGCGGCGGCAGCAGUGGGGGUGAUCUCACUGGCGCUUCGUUGUGGGGGCCCCCAAACUAUUCUUCAAGCUUGUGGGGGGUCCCAAGCGUAGAGGAUCCACACAGAAUGGGCAGCCCUGCUCCCUUACUACCUGGAGACCUUCUGGGAGGAGGGUCGGAUUCAAUCUGAACUUAGAACUUUCAACUCUGACCUCGUGACCUUUUUUGGAACAGCAGCAGCACUAACUUGACCUUUUCGUUUUUUUCAACUUGCAAUAAAUACAUUUAUAAAAGGAAAAAAGAAAACGGAGAGAGAAAAAAAAGGUGGGUCAUUGACAGACUGUCUGAGCACAUAGUUGCCUCCCUUAUAUAACUUCAGUUUUUUCGUUUGGAAUAUGAAUCCAAAAAGAGAACAUAUCACUCUUGAAAUACUUGAAUCAUGAACGCCAACUUAGAAAGACAAUGUGAAGCAAGUACACAUACCAUUUAAAUUUAAACACAAAAAAUUAAAAAAAUUAGUUUCUAGUUUUUCACUUUUUCAUGUUAUACGGAAGUUGUUGCUAAGAAACAUAUAUACUGAAAAAAUAGCUUUUUAACUUUGUUUGCA